GAAAAAUGAAAGUAAGAAAAUCAUUUUGGCACAAGAAGAAAAUAUGCAGAUAGAAAUCACCAAAAUUAUAGAUAAAGCAGAAAUAGAAACAACAGAAGAAGAGAUACAGAUAGCAGAUAAAUUAGAUAGCCAAGAAGAAGCAGAAAGAAUAGAAGAAUUAGAGACUAGAUAA
Scutellospora calospora is the source of this 172-nucleotide messenger RNA. The record is from the annotation of a GenBank genome assembly. Lineage: Eukaryota; Fungi; Glomeromycota; Glomeromycetes; Diversisporales; Gigasporaceae.